AUGUCGUUUCACUUAUAUGAAGAUGAUGGGCAGAAUUUUAGCAAAAUAGAUAAGGCACUUGUUUGUCACUCGUUCCUAUCUAAAUGGCAAUCUGCCAAAUUCAUCGAUUUGCCAAGAUACCGGUCCGAUCACAAACCACUGUUACUUCUCUGCUUAGAUGUGUACUUUGGCAAACCUCCUUUGAUAUUCUUUAACUCGUGGUUAAAGGAGGAUGGCCUAGAAAACAUUGUUCAUUUGGCUUACCAAAGUGUAAGUCCUUUUCAUCCACCGGAUAAAUUGUUGGCUAAAAGACUUCAAGCAAUCAAGGCGGCUAUCGAACCAUGGUGUGUAGAGGUUUUUAAGAAAAAUAAUGGUUUGUUGAAAGAAAUUGCGAAGAAAGUGGAAGACCUUGACUUAAAGGCGGAAACAGUGGUGUUGUCCGAUGUGGAUGUUAAGAAAAGGAAGAUAUGGUUGAAAACUAUCAAUGAAAUUGAUGAUAGUAGGAUGGAGGAUCUUAAGCAAAGGGCAAAACUAAAAUGGGUGGUAGAUGCGGACGAAAACUCAUCUCUUUUUCAUGGUAUAAUCAAGGGUCAUCAAAAAAACAACCGUAUCAAUGGAUUGAUCUUCAAUGACGUGUGGGUAUCACAACCAGAUGCACUAAAAACAUAA
Molecule: messenger RNA, 648 nt
Organism: Helianthus annuus (common sunflower)
Lineage: Eukaryota; Viridiplantae; Streptophyta; Magnoliopsida; Asterales; Asteraceae
Exons: 1
Coding region: 1-648 (215 amino acids)
Source: RefSeq, a predicted model, not a curated record